Molecule: messenger RNA, 387 nt
Organism: Cylicocyclus nassatus
Lineage: Eukaryota; Metazoa; Nematoda; Chromadorea; Rhabditida; Strongylidae
Source: the annotation of a GenBank genome assembly
GUUUGACGAACAGAUCUCUGGUGUCCGCAGUUCAUGUGCAUGACUUUACGUAAUGUGGUGUUACAAACUUUGCAUUUAUUGGAAUGAAUCGCACAUUUAUAUUUGUCGCGCUUUUGGCGGUUCUCAUUGGCCUUACAGCAGCUCAAUGGGGAUAUCCGUAUUAUGGAUAUUAUGGUUACCGUCCAUGGGGCUACGGAGGAUAUUAUGGUUACAACAGAAAUCCCAUUGGUGGUGCUUUACGAGGAGCAUUGAUGGGAGGCAUGAUUGGUGCCAUGAUGGGAUAAAGCGAGCACGAAACUUUUACGACUGAAAAGCGUGUUUUCAAAAGUUAUACUUCAUUCGUGAUGUAUUUGUUUUAACACAGUAUGGACCAAAGAUAUAUGGAAC